AUGAAUCAAGAUCCAGAUGAAAAGGAUAUGAUAGGAGAUCUUUUGGAUGACAGUUUUGAAAAUGUGGGCAAGAUCAAAAAAACAUAUUCUUCAAAUAGACCUCCUGCACUCCAAAUUAAUCAGAAUUACAAUUAAUCUCCCAUAUAUUGUCCUAAAGUAUAUUCUCCUCAAGUGCAACAAAAACAAAAUUCCUAUGAUUUAGAUUUACGACUCACCAAAGUUCCAGUCUAAUAGAGUGCUCCUAAUUCAGCAUCAAGACCUAAAUCCUAUGAAAGCGAGGCAUAAUUUAAUGCAGCUGAUGAAAUUUCUUUAGAUGGAGAUUUAAUAUCCAAAUGCAAGGAUUAGAAUGGGGCUAGAUGCAUUCAAAAAGCCUUUUAAGAAAGUUCUCAGGCCAUCAAGGAAUAAAUCUUUAAUAAACUUGAAAAAGGGCUUUUAUCUCUCUCAAAAGAUGUCUUUGGAAAUUAUGUUAUUUAAAAUCUUCUUGAAUUUGGAACUCCAUUCCAAUAGUAAAAAAUACUGAUCUUUUUGUAACCACACUCUUCAUAAUUAGCAUUUCAUCCGUAUGGAUGUAGAGUGCUACAAAGAUUACUUUAAAAUGCCUACAAUACUCCUGAUUUCUCAAGUUUAUUUGAUACCUUUAAAACAAGAGUACGAGAGCUAGUAAUUGAUCAACAUGGAAAUCAUGUUGUUUAGAAAUUGAUCUAAUUAAUGGAGAGUGAUAUUAGUUUAUGGGUCUUAGACGGGAUUGAGGGAUAAGUUAAUAAGCUUGUGAUUAAUUCUUUUGGUUGUAGAAUUAUCUAAAAAGCUGUUUCAAUAUCUAACAAUCAUCUAGAAAGAUAAAUGAAAAUUUUAAUUGAAAUAAUGAACUUAUCUUAUGAACUUUGCAUUUCUCAAUAUGGAAAUUACAUUAUUUAAUAGCUAUUGAAGGAUGGUCCAUUAGUAAUCAAAAACCAAAUUUAAUAAAUCAUUAUGGAAAAACUAGAAGAGUAUAGUCUGAAUAAAUUUGGAAGCAAUGUAGUUGAUUGCGCUAUCAAAUGCUCUAAUAAUUAAUUUAAACUAAAAAUUAUGGACCUAUUACUAAAUUAAAAAAAUUAAUAAGUUUUAUUUGUCCGAUUAUCCACUAAUGCCUAUGGAAAUUACGUGGUUCAAAAUUUUUUAAAAUUUUCCGAUUCAGAAAUCCAAAAAGAAUUAUAUUAUAAAAUUACUAAUAACUAAUAACUCUUAUAGGAAAUACAAUAAUAUAAAUUUGGCCAGUUUGUUUACUAAAUGCUAACUCAAAAAUUAGAAUUAGAAUCAUUUAAGUUAUGA
This is a messenger RNA of Paramecium tetraurelia, 1308 nucleotides long. RefSeq lists its product as uncharacterized. The record is from RefSeq and is a predicted model, not a curated record. Gene Ontology annotation, biological process: post-transcriptional regulation of gene expression. Gene Ontology annotation, cellular component: cytoplasm. The transcript is spliced from 7 exons. NCBI's taxonomy places the organism in Eukaryota, Ciliophora, Oligohymenophorea, Peniculida, Parameciidae. Gene Ontology annotation, molecular function: mRNA binding.